GGCACGCUGUGGGACGAACGGAGUCGUCUUUACAAAUAUAAUCCUGGUGUGAUGGCAUCGGAAACAGCUGGGAGGUACUCAAGAGAUGGGUCGGAUUUCAUGGACCAAGCGGCAACCCUCUAAGCAGCUGGUCAGGAUUGUAACCAUACCUGAGUUAGGAGUAUAUUAAUUCCUCGCCGGCCCAGGGAUUCCCUUCCAGCAAAAUGUCAGGCAUCCAGGAGGCCACCAUGAAGAGCAUCCGCCCGUACAAGUCGAGCGAGCAGUACUUGUACGCUAUGAAGGAGGACCUCGCUGAGUGGCUGAAAGAACUGUAUGAUCUGGAAGUCGACGCAGACUCCUUCCUGGAGGUGCUGGAGACGGGCACUGCGCUCUGCCACCACGCCAACAACAUCACCCACGUGGCUCAAGAUUUCAGCCAGGAGUACCCGAGCUUGGCCCACAAAAUCCAGCUGCCCAGGUUUGGCGUUACCUGCAAUGAGUCGGCACAACCAGGGACAUUCCAAUCCCGGGACAAUGUGUCCAAUUUCAUUCGAUGGUGUCGGAAGGAAAUGGACAUUAAAGAAGUCCUGAUGUUUGAGACGGAGGACCUUUGUACAAGGCGCCUUAGAAUCCAGAAAUCUCUUUGUCCUCUGCCUCUUUGAAGUGGCCCGUCUGAUCAUUCCCUUCAAGCCGUUUUGGCAUGGUGCUUCCUGUUCCUAAUCCAAAUGGAGAGGAGGAGGUCAGAGAGGGAAAUCUUCGGGGACAUGAAUUUGCCCCCUGAGGAAACGCCACUCCCCAGGCCUCAAAGGCAGCUGCGGAACUUCAAGAACCUGGACCAGAUGGUCCAGCACCUGGUCAGCCGCUGUACUUGUCCAAUUCAGUUCUCCAUGAUCAAAGUGUCUGAAGGGAAGUACCGUGUGGGCAACUCCAACACGCUCAUUUUCGUCAGGAUCCUGAGGAAUCAUGUGAUGGUACGUGUGGGUGGCGGCUGGGACACUCUGGAGCAUUACCUGGAUAAGCACGACCCCUGCCGAUGCACCUCGCUGUCUCACAAGCAGUGCUUGAAGACGACCAGCCAUCAGAGGGGAAAAGGAACACCAGUCCAGCACGAAAUCACAGCCCGCCUAACACACAGGACGAGCAACGCCAGCAAACCUCAGCCUGCUUUAAUUGUGAGCAGAUCCCAAAGCCCGCUGCCCCCGGUGGAGUGGAGGACCUACACGGCCCAAGGUCUUGGCACUCGCCGGAAAAGCCUCUCAGCUUCGCCCCCGGGCCACAGUGGUACUUUGAAGAAGGCUGUAGGAGUCCAGAUUUCACAGGACCACUCGGAACCCAGGAGGGUUCCUUCAGCCAGAGGGAGAGAACGGCCCGCCACUCCUUCUUCGAGGCCGCUGGCCCCUGAAGAGAAGCCAGCAUCCAAGCAGCCUGCUCAGAGUGGAAGGGAGACAUUGCAAGAACAGCUCUCCUGCCAGCAGAACAGAAGCCCAAACUCACAUCCUUCAAAAACGCUUCCAGAAACACCACGAGGAAGAGAGACCAAGAGAAUCCAAAUGGCAGCUCUUCAGAAGGAGAAAGUCGAAAGGUUACCGCCAUCUGUUCCAGCUAUGCCAAGGGACCGAUCGUCUCAGUUGCCAGGAAACGUCCACCAGGAAGCAAAGUGUGGGUCCCUGCAGGCCUGUCCUCCCAGCCCUCCCAAGCGCUUUCAGCCCCCCACCCAACUGGCAUCCAAGAGCCAAGCAGUCAGCUUGACGGGGCUGGGGGAAAGAGUGACAGGGUCACAAGAGUGGAGGAUGGGCCCCCUUACAAAGCGACCACCCACCCCAGUAAAACAAGCACAUCAGGUUCUCAAAGAGGACAGUGGCAUUAAGGCCAUGGAGAGAGCUGGGCCAACUCUCUGCAGGCCCCCAACUCCUAGUAAGAGCUACCAAAGGGAGGUCUGCUUCAGAAACAGGGAUAGACACCUCUUGCAAUGUGCACCAGCCACAAAAGACGUGGUCAGUCCUGAAAUGGGUUGGGGCAAGACGGGCAACCUGAAGACCGGUGUGUUUUCGGAUCACUCAAGGAUCACAAACUGCCGAACAUACUCAGGACAAAAAAUGAAAGAGAUUCAAGCCUUGUUGAAGGAGGAGAAGCCCCCCAAAGAUUCUUGUGAAGACAGCAAAGGAAGUCACGGAUAUCCCAAGGAGAAGGAACGAGUUUACACGCCAUUGCCCAUUGACCAGGCUGAAGAGCAAGCUCUCUACCAGAGUCUGGAGGAGGAGAUUUUGUCCAAUAUCAAGGAGCUGGAAUCAGAUUCCAAUGUCAGUCCCCAUCUCAAAGGGAACCAGAUGAGAGGUUUUAGGACGGAUUGUGGUUUAAGGAAGGACACCCUAGCCUUUGGUUGUAAUGGCCCAAGGUUGUCCACACACACUCUAUCUGGUUUGCCGAGUGCCAAGGAGGCCUUGGUUGGUGAGAGUGUGCCUCGGAGCGGAGUCUAUGUGCCAGGCUGUGAUGUAAGAUGGCCCCCAGUGGGACUUCAUUAUGACAGUGUCAUCCAAGAGCUGUCCAGGACAUUGCGUAGGGAGCAUAUGGAGGCUGAGAGAAAUUCACCUCAGUUAAGUCCAUCGCUGGUCAAUGGAGACCAGGCUGCAGAGAUUGUUCAGGAGAAAGUAGCCAUUCAUGAGGAGAAGAGUGUGGUUAUUGAGUCAGAAGGCAACGAACCACUUCGUAACACCCAUGAAAGACAUGCGGAAGUCAACAGAAAUGGUGAUACCUUUGAGCCUGAGGUGACAUCCGAUAAAGCCACCAGUUCUCCUGCAAGCUCACCAGACAACUCACAACCACCUCAGAAUAGGCCAAGAAGGUCUCUGAAGAAACCAGAGCGAGUGCCAUCUAUUUACAAGCUCAAGUUGCGUCCCAAGAUGCGACCACGCAGGGACAAUAGGCCUGGGAAAAAACCUUCAAAGAUCCCCAAACCAGUCUUCUACAGGCAUGCUCGAAGAGCAUCUGGUACCAAGGCUCAGGCAAAGACCCACAGCUCUGAAUGCCCAACCCAGAACGGUUUCACCAACAUGAGGGAAAACAUCACAGGGGUUAAAGGGUGUAUGGAAGAGGUCCCCCAACACAGCCCAUCUUCAAAGGGCAGAGAUUCUGGUAGGAAAAGAGUCACACCAAAAGGGCUAAUAGAUGAUGAGGGAUCCUGGGUGUGACAUCACAUGCUAGUUUUGACUCUUCAGAAGCAAAAGCUUAGCAACUGUAUAGUCAACACUGAGGAGGUUGGGCCUCCCAUCAGAUGUUGUAGCCAUUCCCAUCAGCCCCUUCCAUCGGAUGUUGUAGCCAGAAGACUGUUCAUUUGUUAAACAACGGGCCUUUCCCCACUUUUCCCUCUACCGCCGUCGCUGCGCACUACUCACUGCGCGCUACUCACUGCACGCGUCAUUUCUGGCGUGCGCCCUGGCUUCCC
Sphaerodactylus townsendi is the source of this 3421-nucleotide messenger RNA. Its product is annotated as GAS2-like protein 2A. The record is from RefSeq and is a predicted model, not a curated record. NCBI's taxonomy places the organism in Eukaryota, Metazoa, Chordata, Lepidosauria, Squamata, Sphaerodactylidae. Gene Ontology annotation, cellular component: microtubule plus-end; stress fiber; actin filament. Gene Ontology annotation, molecular function: actin filament binding; cytoskeletal adaptor activity; microtubule binding. Gene Ontology annotation, biological process: microtubule bundle formation; protein localization to microtubule plus-end; regulation of microtubule polymerization or depolymerization.